GCGCACACUGCGCAUGCGGCGGUUGCUGGUCUGUAGCACCAUGGCGGCUUCUUCGAGUGGGGAGAGGGAGAAGGAGAGGCUGGGGUGCUUUUCGGGGCUGGCAGGCGGCGGCAGCACGCGGGAUCGGCUGCUGUCCGCGUUGGAAGAUCUGGAGGUCUUGUCGAGGGAACUUAUAGAAAUGCUGGCAAUUUCAAGAAACCAGAAGUUGUUGCAGUCUGAAGAGGAAAACCAGGUCCUGGAGUUGCUAAUUCACCGAGAUGGGGAAUUUCAAGAAUUAAUGAAAUUGGCACUUAAUCAGGGGAAAAUCCAUCAUGAAAUGCAAGUUUUAGAGAAGGAAGUGGAGAAGAGAGACAGUGAUAUCCAGCAGCUGCAGAAACAACUAAAAGAGGCAGAACAAAUACUGGCAACAGCUGUUUACCAAGCAAAGGAGAAACUCAAGUCAAUAGAGAAAGCAAGAAAAGGUGCUAUCUCCUCUGAAGAAAUCAUUAAAUAUGCACAUAGGAUCAGUGCAAGCAAUGCUGUGUGUGCACCACUGACCUGGGUUCCAGGGGACCCACGGAGGCCGUACCCAACGGAUUUAGAGAUGAGAAGUGGAUUGUUGGGUCAGAUGAACAACCCUUCCACAAAUGGUGUAAACGGUCAUCUGCCAGGAGAUGCCCUUGCAGCAGGUAGACUGCCAGAUGUCCUUGCUCCUCAGUAUCCGUGGCAGUCAAAUGACAUGUCCAUGAAUAUGUUGCCACCAAAUCACAGCAAUGACUUUCUACUGGAACCUCCUGGGCAUAAUAAAGAAAAUGAAGACGAUGUCGAGGUUAUGUCAACAGACUCUUCUAGCAGCAGUAGUGAUUCGGAUUAAACAAGAUGCAGCUUAGAGGAGCAAGUGCUACAGAGCUCUGCUAACAGGGAAAUACAAAGCGCUGAGCCCUAAGGAAUAGUCAUGAAAAUGCUGGCUAUGGUGGAAUUGUGCAGCCCAUUAGAAAUCAAACUGGAUUUUCUUUUUAAAGCCCCAAACCAUGGUUUUUAUAUCUUCUGCACUAGGCAAAUGUUUGGAGAUUAGUCAGAAAUUACUGUUGGAAAAAAGGUUUUUUCAUUAAGUCUAGUGCUGUGUCCUGGUUGUGCUGGAUUUGUGCAUAGUAGUUCCAAAAUAAGACUGGAGGGAAAUGACCCAUGUACAUGUCACUAAUGGGCUUCCAGGGAUUAUUUAGAAAAGCAUUUCUAACAGGCCGCUAGCCUGGGUGUGGUGGCUCACACCUGUCAUUCCAGCACCUGGGAGGCUGAGAGAAUUGCUGAGAGUUUCAGGCCAGUAGUGAACUCUAAACCGCUGGGGUUGCAGAUUGUUCUGUCUCAAGAAAAAGACAACAGAUUUUGAAUAUGUCUCAUUUCAGAGUGAAAAAUGCUCAUUUGAAAGUGAGGUCUCCUGACUUCCAUAUCAGUUACAGAAGAACUUGUACUAUUUAUGCUGUUGUAAAUAUUUUAAUGUUUGUAAAUAAACUUGCUUUUGUUUGUA
Molecule: messenger RNA, 1504 nt
Organism: Nannospalax galili (Upper Galilee mountains blind mole rat)
Lineage: Eukaryota; Metazoa; Chordata; Mammalia; Rodentia; Spalacidae
Gene: Med4
Product: mediator complex subunit 4
Exons: 7
Coding region: 14-853 (279 amino acids)
Biological process (GO): regulation of transcription by RNA polymerase II
Cellular component (GO): mediator complex; core mediator complex
Molecular function (GO): transcription coregulator activity
Source: RefSeq, a predicted model, not a curated record